CGGGGAAGGGAGCGGGAGAGCCGGAGGAGGAGGCCGCCGGGGCGCGCGAGGAGGCGGGGAAGCCGGCUCGGCCCGCGGCCCGGCCGCUCCCCCGUGGGCUGCAGGUGGAGCCGAAGAGGCAGCCGCUUCCGACGCCGCCGCUCGCCGGGGCUGCCUCCCAGGCCCGAGGCUGCGGGCGUGGGGCGCCCGGGGCUGGCGGCCGGCGCGCGGGCCCGCGCGGCUCGUCCAUGGCUGAGGGCCGGCGGCGGGAGGACGAGGACGACGAGCUGCGCGAGCGCCGCGAGCUCGGGGGCCCGCGCCGCGCCCGGGGCCGCGUGCUCUCCGGCCACCCGGCCGCAGAUCGAAACGAACGAAAUAAACCAGAGCAUCGUUCUUCAAGCCAAGGACCCUUGUCAUCAAUUAGAGCAGUAAUCAAGAGAUCUUCUCGGACUUCUAUUCAGAGUGAACUUCAUCGAGAUAGGAGGCGCCCAGAGAUCACCAUUGUGGCAGCUGAGCCUCUGAGGCCCACCUCGUGGUUUCCAGGAGCCCACCCACCAGGACUGGCAUUUCCCCCGGCUUCUGCAGCAGGCCCUUGGAGGCCUAGUGAGCUGGUUCCUGCUGAGCUCCCACCAUCUUAUGAACAAGUCAUAAAAGAAAUCAACCAAGUUCAAGUUAACACUACAAAUAAUAAUAAUGCUGCUGCCACUCCACGGCACACUAUUACUUCAGCAACUCAGACUGACUUUUCAGAAGAAAUAGACAACCAUCUGCCUCAAAGUAAUGCAACCCUGCAGGCACCUCUGAAACCCCUCCAGCCUUCCCCAGCCAUCUCAGCCAGGCACCCUCCGACAAAUGAGGAGCCUCUAAUAGUCUUUGAUAUUUCUGAAGAACAGAAUUGUCCACAAAACUCCAGUGCUCCAAGAUGUCCAGUGCCAAAACCAAGAUCAAAAAGCAACCUCAGACCAGUGGCCAGAGAUUCUCACGUUAAAGAGCAGAAUUCCCGGAGCAGUCCGAUAGCCGCGCAGGAGGAGGCAGCCCCGAGCCGGCCCCCGCCUCUGUGGGAAGGUACCAGCCACCCCGAGGGUCAGGCCGUGAUGAACAUGAUGAACGCAGAGCAGAGCCGCAGCACUGUCGUUUCCAGGAUCAAAGCACUUGAGGGUCAGACAAAUACAGAAAGCUUGGGACUGCCCAAGAAGCCAGAGAUCGUGCCCCGCACAGUCCCGCCAAGACCUGCUGUUUCCUCAGGGAAACCCUCGCUGGCUCCCAAACCUACAGCCAACAGAGCCUCCGGAGAAUGGGACUCCUGGGCGGCAAGCAGACUCAGGGGGGCCCCCACCCCUCACUCUCCACCGAAGGAAGCAGGGAGCAGCCCCGUCACCAAACCCGAAUUGCCAAAGAAACCAAAUCCUGGCCUUAUCCGGAGCAUUAACCUUGAGAGUCUGGGAGGAGGGCCUGUGGCUGAGAGUCCCAACGGUGGGAAGAAAGCCCCGACUCCCGCUCCCCGGCCUUUACUGCCCAGGAAAUCAGUGUCCUCGGAAAGCACCCCCUGCUCUGCGGCUUUGCUGAAACCAGUCCCUGUGCCUCCCCGGCUCUCGGUGGCGUCACAAGCCAAAGCCUUCAGGUCACUGGGAGAAGGCCCCCCAGCCAGCCCCCCGGUCCCUGCGCAGCAGAGCCAGCCUCCGGGGGACAUAGACCUCAUCAGCUUCGACGACGAUGUUUUACCCGCACCGUCUGGGAGCCUGGCUGAGGACUCUGCUGGUCCAGACAUGGUUCUGGAUCCCUUUCAGCUCCCCACCAGAACAGAACCAACAAAGGAACAAGCAAUUCAACCAGCACCCACCAGGAAGCCCACUGUGAUUCGAAUUCCAGCCAAACCAGGAAAAUGUUUACAUGAAGAGGAUCCACAAAGCCCACCUCCUCUCCCUACUGAAAAACCUAUUGGAAACACCUUUAGCACAGUAUCUGGAAAGCUUGGUAAUGUUGACAGAACUAGAAACUUGGAAUCUGACAUUGCUGGUCAAUCAGGAGGAUCUGUGCGAGGACCCCCAAGGUUGCCACCCAGGCCUGUAAAUGGAAAAGUCGUACCAGCUCGACAGCCUCCUCCCAAGGGGGCCCCUGAGAGACCACCUCCCCCUAAACUUCCAGCAACCAGAACAUCAAAUAAAAAGCUGCCUUUUAAUCGGUCUUCUUCUGACAUGGAUCUUCAGAAAAAACCAAGUAACUUGGCACCUGGACUCUCAAAAGCCAAGAGUCAAGUCUUUAAAAAUCAAGAUCCAGUACUGCCCCCGCGUCCCAAACCAGGACACCCUCUCUACAGAAAGUACAUGAUGUCUGUGCCUCAUGGAAUUGCCAAUGAAGAUGUCAUCCCACAAAACCCUGGAGAACUUUCUUGUAAGCGUGGGGACGUCCUGGUGAUACUGAAGCAGGCAGAAGGUAAUUACUUGGAGUGCCGGAAGGGAGAUGAUGCCGGCAGAGUUCACCUGUCUCAGAUGAAGAUCAUCACGCCACUUGACGAACAUCUUAGCAGCAGACCAAACGAUCCAAGCUGCCCUCAGAAGCCUGUUGACACUGGUGCCCCCCACGCUGUCGUCCUUCAUGAUUUCCCAGCAGAGCAAGCUGAUGAUUUGAGCCUCACUUCUGGAGAAAUUGUUCAUCUUCUGGAAAAAAUAGAUACAGAUUGGUACAGAGGGAAAUGUAGAAACCAGACUGGUGUAUUUCCGGCCAACUACGUCAAAGUGAUUAUUGAUGUUCCAGGAGGAAAUGGGAAAAGGGAAUCCAUCUCACCUCAUUGUGUUAAAGGCCCAAGGUGUAUUGCUCGAUUUGAGUAUAUUGGAGACCAGAAGGACGAGUUAAGUUUCUCAGAGGGAGAAAUUAUUAUUCUUAAAGAGUAUGUGAAUGAUGAGUGGGCGAGAGGAGAACUUGGAGACAGAUCUGGGAUCUUCCCCCUUAACUUUGUGGAACUCAUUGAGGAUCAUCCCACCUCUGGUACAAAUGUUUUAAGCGCAAAGGUACCACCAAAGACCAAAAAAGAAGAUUCUGGUGCAAAUUCUCAGGAGAACAAUCUUUGUGGAGAAUGGUGUGAAGCUCUGCACAGUUUCAUGGCAGAGACCAGUGAGGACUUAUCCUUCAAGAGGGGAGACCGGAUCCUGAUCCUGGAGCGAGUGGACUCCGACUGGUACAAGGGCAGGCUGCGGGACCGAGAGGGCAUCUUCCCCGCCGUCUUCGUGCGGCCCUGCCCAGCUGAGGCAAAAGGCAUGGCUGCUUUAUCGCUGAAGGGGAGGAAGGCCAAAGCCUUGUAUGAUUUCCAUGGGGAGAAUGAAGAUGAGCUUUCCUUCAAGGCUGGAGACAUAAUAACAGAGCUGGAAUCUGUCGAUGAUGACUGGAUGAGUGGAGAACUGAUGGGAAAAUCUGGAAUAUUUCCCAAAACAUACAUUCAGUUUUUACAAGUUAGCUAAAGGUGAUGCUUGACUGUGCUCCUCGGCACAAAAACUCACUUGAACUCUCACUUUGACUAUCAGAUAUGUUUUUGCACUAUUUUUUUAAACUGAAAGAAAUAUCGAUGCUGUAUACGGUAUACUAGAAUUUUCUGAAAGCAGAAAACAUCUUGAUUUUGUAGUUAGCUUUCAUUCGCAUUAGAAACAGGCUCAUGGAAACCCAUGAGCCCGUUUCUACCAAGGAGGACAUCAAGCAGGAGCAAGGCAGGCAGGCCCUUCCCCCAGCAGAGCGUCUGGCGACAGGGCAACAUUGGGACACUCAGAAGCGAACCCUGCACUGGGACAUCUGUGUUCACCAGCACAAGUAAAUUAACCGUGCUUCUUCAUUUUUCACUUCGGUUUUAAAAGAGGACAUGUGUUAUUCUACAUGCUGUAACUCUCAGGCGAUGGUUGGUAACCUAAAUUUCAUUUUUGACAUUCAAAUUAAUUCUAACAGCUUGAGAGCAUUAUCCUUAUGACCAGGGCAAGCCUUGUUUCAGAAGGGAGUAGUUCAUUGACUGGUGGAGCCUUGGUGAGCAUGUGGUGAACCAGCUCACAGUCACCAAAUGUUCCUGUGUUGCCAGAUGUUUUCCCUUUGUCCCAGCGUCUGAAAGUGGUUAAAGUCUGAUGCAUCUUGGUCAUAAGAACCAAAACCACCCUGAAAAGCCUUGCUAAUAUAACUAACUCUUUCACAUACCUGCAGUACUUAUUUCUUUCCUCUGUGUAUACUUUAUGUUAACAGGGUUAUUAUAAAGCACAUUUUCUGAUUCUGUAAUCAUUCUUUUGACAAUUACUGGUACUCAAAGAAAAAUUCAUUUUCUUUGCGUUACUCCAGUAAUAUAUUAAAGCUGUGUCUUGUAACAGUGGUACAUUAUGAAUCACAUACAUAUAUCUCAGAAUACAGAGCAACUGUUAAGAUGGGAAACAAUGCCAAACCCCCAGCUCAUUCUUCUAAAUAUAAUCAGAGCUAAAAAUAAUUUGAGAAUUUGAAGGCUAAUACUUUCAGGGUUUUUUUUUUCCCCCUAGCUCAUCCCUGCAGUUUUUCGAGUAAAUAAAAACCACUUUCCUGCUAUCCAUUGUUAUGCACUCCAGGCUUAAGAUAAAAGUCUUAAAGCUAAAAUGUGGUUCAUUGUGAGACCGAAUCAAUUACAGCUUCUGGGCUUAAGUCAAAUAUAUUGGUUGAAGACAAUCUUUCAAACAGAUCAAUGGAAUAGAAUUUCAUUGGAAAUGUAAAACACUUUCCCAACAAUGUUCAUAACUUUCUUCUGUUUUUGAGAAGAUUUUCAUAUGCUGGGCCGCCUUUUUGCUUUUGUUGUUGUUUCCAUUGUCCAAAAAGUUAGGCAGUUAAGUGAUGAAACCAUUAUGUGAACACCAUGUGGGAUUCUGUAACGAACGAGAGACUUACCUUGUCUUUGAUUAAAGUUCAUUUCCCAUUAUAUGGUUACAAUUGAUUUUGGGCUAUGGGAGCUGUUUUUUGUUGGUUUUUUUUAAACAUGUUUUGGGUAUAGAAGAUGGAAUAAAGAAAACGUCAAAUACUACUCAAGAGUAAGUUCAUAAAAAGUGGAUGGCUUAAAGCAUUGUCUCAACUAAAUUCCUAUUUGCAGCAAGCUUGUAUAACGCCAGGAAGGUGAGACUCGGGGGGACUGGGAUAGGGCAUGAGGUAUAUUUCUUUGCCUGUGUAAUCUUAACAUCUUAUAUUGAAAAUCAGGAAAACCUAGCUUUAUUGGAGAAAAAUAUUCCUCUUAAAUUUUGGCCUCUGUCAGCAGAAUGAUAAGUGCAAUAGGUGUAUAUCUACUUGACACUAUAAUAAACUGAACUGAACUUUUCAAA
Cervus elaphus (red deer) is the source of this 5282-nucleotide messenger RNA. RefSeq names its product SH3 domain containing 19 (gene SH3D19). Gene Ontology annotation, molecular function: protein binding. The transcript is spliced from 21 exons. The record is from RefSeq and is a predicted model, not a curated record. The coding region runs from base 228 to 3434 and encodes 1068 amino acids. NCBI's taxonomy places the organism in Eukaryota, Metazoa, Chordata, Mammalia, Artiodactyla, Cervidae.